Molecule: messenger RNA, 1785 nt
Organism: Priceomyces carsonii
Lineage: Eukaryota; Fungi; Ascomycota; Pichiomycetes; Serinales; Debaryomycetaceae
Product: CocE/NonD family hydrolase
Exons: 1
Coding region: 1-1785 (594 amino acids)
Molecular function (GO): dipeptidyl-peptidase activity
Source: RefSeq, a predicted model, not a curated record
AUGCCCAAUAAGAUAAGGAAUAUUAAAACUGUUGACACUACGUCAUUUCCAUAUAUUUUUGAGAAAAACGUAGACAUACCGUUAAAAACUGAUACUAGUGGUGGAAGUCUCGUAAGAGCCAACAUUUAUCGACCUAAGAAAGACGGAAAGUAUCCGGUUUUGGUCACUUAUGGGCCCUAUGGAAAAGACAUCCAUUAUGAAGACUUUCACCCCAAGUCUUAUGCAGAGGUAGACAUUGAACAGCACUCAGAUCAUGCUGCCUGGGAGGUUCCGUCGCCAACUUUUUGGACUAAGCAAGGAUAUGUAGUAGUCAGAGUUGAUGAGAGAGGCACAGGUCAGUCUCCGGGGUUAUUGGAUACAAUGUCUCGGGGUACAAGUGACGCCUUUUAUGAUGUGAUCGAAUGGGCUUCAGAACAAAAUUGGAGCUCUGGGAAUGUUGGGCUCUUGGGCAUCAGCUAUUUUGGGGGUAGCCAGUGGAGAGUUGCAGCCAGACGUCCUCGAGGCUUGAAAGCGAUCGUACCUUGGGAAGGUAUGUCAGAUUAUUAUAGGGAUAGAGUCCGUCAUGGAGGCAUUCUCUCAAACGGAUUCAUUUCUUUCUGGUGGAAUAGACAAGUUUUGAGUAAUCAGUACGGCUUGCCGGGUAGGGCAGCGAGAAAUUGGGGAGAAGACACCAUUGAAGGGGAUUUAACUGAUCAGGAACUUAUUUCAAAUCGAAGGGAUCAGACCGUCGAUACUGCCCAAUUUGAGAAUCGGGAUGAAGAAUAUUAUUCUUCUAAAGAAUUCAAGUUAGAAGAUAUUCAAGUCCCAGUUCUUAGUGUAGCUAAUUGGGGAGGAAUCAUGCUUCAUCUUAGAGGAAACUUUGAAGGGUUCAAUCACGCGGGUUCUAAAUUGAAAUUUCUUCGAACAAUAGUAGGUAGGCACGAUUUACCUUUCUAUUAUAAACAGUAUGUGAAUCUUCAAAAGUCGUUUCUUGAUGCUUUUUUGAAGGACGACGAUAGAGAUGGUUGGUCAGAAGGAAAAGUUCCCAAAGUUGAGAUUCUUUUAAGAAAGGGAAAUGUAGGUUUUAAUAAUCCGGAAGGAGAAGCCACAUUUCAGACUCGAAUUGAAAAGGAAUGGCCUCUUGAGAGAACAAAAUACACUAGAUAUUACUUGACUAGUGAUGGUGCUUUGACCUCUUCAGAACCUCUUAACCAAAACAGCUCGUCGUUGACAUACAGAGCAAAUACUACUCUCGAUGACCAGGAUGCUAUCAAUUUUACUACGGAUCCCUUCGAAAAGGAAACAGAAAUCACAGGACAUAUUACAGCUCAGUUAAACGUGUCUGUCGACGACGAAAAAGUUACCCCAUCAGAAAUUGAUAUUUUUGUUACUUUGCGUCAUCUUGAUUCAAAAGGAAAAGAGGUAUUUUACACCGGUACUGCUGGUGAUCCAGUUCCCUUAUGUAAGGGCUAUUUAAGAGUAUCUCAUAGAAAGAUAAAUGAAGAUCAUCCUUGGCACAGGCCAUAUCUCCCUUACAGAACUUAUUAUAAAGAAGACAAACAGGAAGUCGAACCAAACAAUGUAUACACAGUUACUAUAGAAAUUUGGCCAACAAACGUAGUACUUGAAAAAGGAAAUAAACUAGUCCUCGAGGUUUCUGGAGGUGACACGCAAGGGUGUGACAGAUUCCAGCAUAAUCACCCAAAGGACAGAAAUUUUGAAAAGCUUGGAAAAACAAACAGACUUCAUUUCCGUCCGCUGUUCCAAAAUUAUAUAGUACUUCCAGUCAUCCCUGGAAAUGAAUAA